AUGGCAUCCCCCGAAUUCCACGCCCGGCUCCGCGCCGCUCUUCCGGACGGAGACGAAGCGACAACCCUCCCCGCCGCAUCGGCUCUUGCAAACGCCUCCGCGUCUCUUCCGCGGCCCUCGUCGGACAAUUACCUCUCGCCGCUCGGCACUGAAGCGACGCUGUCGCAUAUCCUGGACGACAUCGUCCCGGCGCUCAACGGUCAGGCUAGGAGCGGCCGGUACUACGGCUUCGUCACAGGCGGGACGCUCCCUGUGGCCGAGGCAGCGGACAACGUCGUCUCGGCGUUCGAUCAGAAUGUGCAGGUGCAUCUGCCGUCGCAGACUGUCGCCACGGAACUGGAGAGCGUUGCGUUGAGGAUGCUGGCGGAUCUCCUUGGGUUGGAGACUGGGAAGGGCGAGGCGGAGGUCUGGAAAGGCCGGACGUUUACGACGGGCGCGACGGCGAGUAACGUCCUGGGCCUGGCGUGUGGCCGGGAGGCCGUCGUGGAGAGGAGAGGCGGGAGAGUGGGUGAGCACGGCAUCCUGGGGGCGUGUGCUGCGGCUGGUAUUAGGGAGAUCCAGGUUCUUACGAGCAUGGGUCACAGUUCGUUGUCCAAGGCGGCGAGCGUUGUCGGUUUGGGGAGGGCGAGUGUCAAGGAGCUCAGAACCAGCGCUGAUGAGCCGUGGAGAUUGGAUUUGGAGGCUGUUGAGAGGGAAUUGGCGAGGGAGGGCGUGGCGAGUAUUAUUGCUGUUAGUGCGGGCGAGGUGAACACUGGGAGGUUCGCGAUGGGUGGCUUGGAGGAGAUGAGGAAGUUGAGGGAGCUCGCUGAUCGAUUCGGAGCAUGGGUCCAUGUUGACGGCGCGUUUGGAAUCUUCGCGCGGGUUUUAGAUUCUACCCCUGAAUUCGAGAAAGUCAGAGCCAUGGCUUCUGGACUGGAGCUCGCAGACAGCAUCACGGUGGACGGGCACAAGCUAUUGAACGUGCCUUACGACUGCGGCAUGUUCUUCACUCGCUCUCUAGAAACUCUGACUUCCGUCUUCACCAACCCCAACGCCGCAUAUCUCUCCUCGGGCCCCUCCUCGAUCCCGAGCCCCCUGAACAUUGGGCUUGAAAACUCACGCCGCUUCCGUGCUCUGCCUGCAUACGCCGUUCUGCGCUCCGAAGGACGCUCCGGUCUUGCCGCCAUCCUCGGCAACAUGGUUCUACUUGCUCGCAACAUUGCGCUGUGGAUUCGGGAGUCGGAUUCGUAUGAGCUUCUUCCCGAAGGUGAUUGGAGUUUGGAGGAGACUCAUAUGAUUGUCUUGUUUCGUGCAAAGGAUGACAAGCUUAAUGAAGAGCUUGUGGGAAGGAUCAACGACACUAGGCGUAUGUAUGUAAGUGGUACGAGCUGGAAGGGACAAAAAGCUGUGCGGGUUGCGGUAGGAAGCUGGAGAGUUGAUAUUGAGAAAGACUUCGAGGUUCUCACGAAAGUUCUGGAGGAGGUGAAGGCGUAA
This is a messenger RNA of Colletotrichum truncatum, 1473 nucleotides long. NCBI's taxonomy places the organism in Eukaryota, Fungi, Ascomycota, Sordariomycetes, Glomerellales, Glomerellaceae. The record is from RefSeq and is a predicted model, not a curated record.